This is a messenger RNA of Fraxinus pennsylvanica, 1203 nucleotides long. NCBI's taxonomy places the organism in Eukaryota, Viridiplantae, Streptophyta, Magnoliopsida, Lamiales, Oleaceae. The record is from the annotation of a GenBank genome assembly.
AUGGAGGAUGUUGUUUCUUGUCCGUGUGCUCUAGGCCUUGCAACACCAACCGCGAUUCUAGUUGGCACCUCUCUUGGAGCAAAACAAGGACUUCUUAUUAGAGGAGGAGAUGUAUUGGAACGCUUGGCAGGGAUAGAUUACAUCACUUUGGAUAAAACUGGAACUCUCACUGAAGGAAAACCUGCUGUUUCAGCUCUUGCAUCUCUGGGUCAUGAAGAAUCAGAAAUACUUCGAAUUGCUGCUGCAGUAGAAAAAACAGCUUCACAUCCAAUUGCGAAGGCCAUUAUAACUAAAGCUGAAUCAUUGAAUUUGAGCAUCCCCAUCACAAAUAGACAGUUGACUGAACCAGGUUCUGGAACCUUGGCAGAGGUAGAUGGGCUGCUAGUAGCAGUAGGCAAAUUGAACUGGGUUUGUGAACGUUUCCAGCGAAGAACAAGCUCUUUCGAUCUAAAGAGAUUGGAGCAGUCUGUGAUAUCUCAGUCAUCAGCAACUAGUUCAUCAUCAAACCAUUCAAGUACAGUUGUUUAUGUUGGCCGGGAAGGAGAAGGCAUCAUUGGUGCGAUUGCGAUAUCCGAUAAUUUGCGUCCUGAUGCUAAAUCUACAAUAACUAGGCUUCAGCAGAAGGGAAUUAAAACAGUCCUCUUAUCUGGGGACAGGGAAGAGGCAGUUGCAACUGUAGCAAAGACAGUCGGCAUCGACAAUGAAUUUGUCAAUGCUUCCUUAAUGCCACAGCAAAAAUCUGGCAUCAUCUCAAGUCUUCAGGAGUCUGGCCAUCAUGUUGCAAUGGUUGGUGAUGGCAUCAAUGAUGCACCUUCUCUUGCCCUUGCUGACGUUGGCAUUGCCUUGCGAAUUGAAGGACAAGAAAAUGCGGCAUCUAAUGCAGCAUCCAUUAUACUUCUCGGAAAUAGACUUUCACAGGUAGUAGAGGCAAUAGACCUUGCAAGGGCAACAAUGGGAAAAGUUCGUCAAAAUUUGACUUGGGCAGUAGCAUAUAAUGUUGUUGCAAUUCCUAUGGCAGCUGGAAUACUACUUCCUCAUUUUGAUUUUGCUAUGACACCUUCUCUUUCCGGGGGGAUGAUGGCUUUGAGCUCAAUUUUUGUUGUCAGUAAUUCACUGCUUCUGCAGUUCCAUGGGCAUCAGAGAAAGAGAGAAAAGAGCAAUGCCGACAAUCGAUACCAGCAAAAUGAAGCAACAUUGCUGUGA